Molecule: messenger RNA, 2125 nt
Organism: Kogia breviceps (pygmy sperm whale)
Lineage: Eukaryota; Metazoa; Chordata; Mammalia; Artiodactyla; Physeteridae
Gene: NPRL3
Product: NPR3 like, GATOR1 complex subunit
Biological process (GO): cellular response to amino acid starvation; positive regulation of autophagy; negative regulation of TORC1 signaling
Cellular component (GO): GATOR1 complex
Source: RefSeq, a predicted model, not a curated record
GCCCCCUGCCCCCAACCAGUCCUCAGAGCGCUCUGUCUCGCGUCCCCGCCCCGUCCUCCUGGGAGUCCCCACCUCCCCGGCCCGGCCCUGGCCCCGGCCCGACCCCUCCCCAGGCCCCCGGCGGGAUGGGGGACAACACCAGCCCCAUCAGCGUGAUUCUGGUGAGCUCGGGGAGCCGGGGCAACAAGCUGCUGUUCAGGUACCCCUUCCAGAGGAGCCAGGAGCACCCGGCUUCCCAGACAAGUAAGCCUCGUAGCAGAUAUGCUGUCAACAGCACCAGAGAGCAUGCCGAGGACCAGGACGGUGACUCCAGGUUUUCAGAUGUCAUUCUGGCAACAAUUUUGGCAACCAAGUCUGAAAUGUGUGGGCAGAAGUUUGAACUGAAGAUCGAUAACGUGCGUUUUGUUGGGCACCCGACGCUGCUGCAGCACGCACUGGGCCAGGUCUCCAAAACAGAUCCAUCCCCGAAGAGGGAGGCUCCCACCAUGAUUCUUUUUAAUGUGGUAUUUGCACUGAGGGCCAACGCUGACCCAUCGGUGAUAAACUGUCUGCACAAUCUCUCCCGCCGCAUUGCCACCGUGCUGCAGCACGAGGAGCGCCGCUGCCAGUACCUCACGCGGGAGGCCAAGCUGAUCCUGGCGCUGCAGGACGAGGUGUCUGCCAUGGCCGAUGCAAAUGAUGGGCCUCAGUCCCCAUUCCAUCACAUCCUGCCCAAGUGCAAGCUGGCCAGGGACCUCAAGGACGCUUACGACAGCCUGUGCACAUCUGGCGUGGUGCGGCUCCACGUCAACAGCUGGCUGGAGGUGAGCUUCUGCCUGCCCCAUAAGAUCCACUACGCGGCCACGAGCCUCAUACCCCCUGAGGCCAUCGAGCGGAGCCUGAAGGCCAUCCGCCCGUACCACGCCCUGCUGCUGCUCAGCGACGAGAAGUCCCUGCUGGGCGAGCUCCCGAUCGACUGUUCCCCAGCCCUGGUGCGUGUGAUCAAGACCACGUCUGCUGUGAAGAACCUGCAGCAGCUGGCCCAGGACGCAGACCUGGCCUUGUUGCAGGUUUUCCAGCUUGCAGCCCACCUGGUGUACUGGGGCAAGGCCAUCAUCAUCUACCCGCUGUGUGAGAACAACGUCUACAUGCUCUCUCCCAACGCCAGUGUGUGUCUGUACUCUCCGCUGGCUGAGCAGUUCUCACGCCAGUUUCCAUCUCACGACCUGCCGUCUGUCCUCGCCAAGUUCUCCUUGCCGGUCUCCUUGUCAGAAUUUAGGAACCCCCUGGCCCCCGCUGUGCAGGAGGCUCCUGCACUACUUCCGCGGCCGCCACCACCUGGAGGAGAUCAUGUACAACGAGAACACGCGGCGCUCCCAGCUGCUCGCGCUUGUGGACAAGUUCCGCAGUGUCCUGGUGGUGACCACCCACGAGGAUCCGGUUAUCACUGUCUUCCAGGCCCUGCUCACCUGAGCUGGGGCACUGGAGGGAGCCUCCCCGACCCCAGGCUCCUUCCCUCCCCAUGGGGCCCCUGCUCUCCACAUCCUCACCCGCCUCCAGUCCUGGAAACAGCCUCAGGGGCUCUGAGCUGAGGUGAGGUGAGGCUCGAGCUGGGAGAGCGUCCAGGACUCUUGCCUCUGAGUGAGGUUUGCAUGCUGCCCACACCAACUUGGCCCGUAUUCCUCUCAGAGCCCCCCGCCCCCUCUCCCGUGCUCCCCCGGCCUGGGCAGUCCAGAGCUUCAGGUCCCAGGGCCUGGCCUGGCCUGUAUGGCCAGCACUGGCUGCCUGCAGGCACCUUUCCCCCCAGCUUGCUGGUGCCUGGCCCAGCCCCUCCCCCCACCACAGUCCUGUGUUAGCCACCAGGAGGCCCCGGCCAAGCGGUCACCCCCGUGCCACCUGAGGCACGAGGACCUGGGCUAACGGUGUCCCGCAGCUGUCUUAGCUUCUCCUUGGCAGGGGUGUCUGCACUGGUGCUCCCCACACACGGCUGCCUCAGGCCUGAGGAGGAAGUGCGCCUGCUGGCCCCGGGUCCUCCCACAGAGACGAGCUGGCCACUGACGGGGGCUCCGGCCGAGACACAAAUGACACUGUUUUCUAUAAACACAACAUUUAUUUCAUUUUUAAACAAUUAAAAAUCCUCAUCCUG